Molecule: messenger RNA, 2206 nt
Organism: Melopsittacus undulatus (budgerigar)
Lineage: Eukaryota; Metazoa; Chordata; Aves; Psittaciformes; Psittaculidae
Product: acylamino-acid-releasing enzyme
Exons: 22
Coding region: 1-2169 (722 amino acids)
Biological process (GO): proteolysis
Molecular function (GO): serine-type endopeptidase activity
Source: RefSeq, a predicted model, not a curated record
AUGGCCUCCAGGACCCAGCAGGGCACAGAGGCUGCCCGCAGCCCCACCGCCUGCUACUGGGAGCUGAGCCAGUUCCCAGCCAUCACGGGCGCCGCGCUCGGGGCCGCUGCAGGGGCACAGAGCUUCCAGCUCUACACCGAAUGCAGUCGUCCUGACCUGCCCCGCCGCCGGCUCCUGCGGUUCAGCCGCCACUACAGCCUGCACCGUACAGGCAAUGGUGGCCUCACCGUCAGCCGGGCAGCGCUCAGCACCGAGAUCAACAACCAGCUCCUGAGCCGGGAUUCACCCACCGGGCAGCACCGCGCCGUGCUCAGCCGCUGCCCACAGCAGGGCCAUGAGCUGCUGGAGGUGUGGGGCAGCAGUGGGCGCAGCCACAGUGUGGACCUCACGGCGCUGGGGAAGCAUGGGGAGGUCUACACAGAGGGGCCCUUUGCCUGCCUGGCGUGGUCCCACUCAGAGACACAGCUGCUCUAUGUGGCCGAGAGAAGCCGACCCAAACGAUGGGCACCCUGUGCCUGGGAUGUGCCAGGAGCAGCCAGGCCGGCAGAGGAGGUCGAGGAUGAGGAGGAGCAGUUUGUGUACCACGAGGACUGGGGGGAGGCACUGAGCACCCGCAGCGUGCCCGUCCUCUGCGCCCUGGACCUGGAGAGCAGCAGCCUCUCGGUGCUGGAGGGCAUCCCAGAGCACCUCUCCCCUGGCCAGGCCCUGUGGUCCCCGGGUGACCACGGUGUGGUGUUCGUGGGCUGGUGGCAUGAGCCCUUCCGCCUGGGGCUGAGCGCCUGCUCUAACAGGAGGUCAGGGAUUUUCCACCUGGACCUGAGCAGCAGGAGCUGCGAGCUGCUGUCAGCCGAGCAUGGAGCUGCCUUCUCCCCACGGCUGAGCCCCGACGGCAGGCGCCUGCUCUACCUGGAGGGUGAUGUGGGGGGCCCGCAUCGGCAGUGCCUGCGCCUGUGCAUGGUGAGCAUGCUCACCUGGCAGACGAGGCAGACAGUGACAGUGCUUGAUGUGGUGCAGGAGCCCACGGAGGGUGAGUCCUUCGCAGGGCUGUUCACGGAGGUGCUGCCCCUGCGGUGCUGGGCGGCUGACAGCCAGCGAGUGGUGCUGAGCACCCCACAGCGCAGCCGCACUGACCUGCUGCUGGUGGACACGGAGGCAGCCACCGUCACCAACCUGACGGCAGGGUCACCCGAAGGGUGCUGGGAGCUGCUCACCCUCCAGUGGGACCUGCUGGUGGCCACAUGCUCAGCACCACACCACCCGCCUAGCCUGGUAGUGGCGGUGCUGCCACCGGCGGGCCAGGAGCUGCCGCUCUGCUGGGUGCCGGUGGAGGACACCCCAAUAGUGCCCGCUGUCACCUGGAAGACCCUGACAGUCCGGCCCCCCUGCAGUGGGCAGAGCCCAGCUGUGCACAGCACCCAGGCUUUUGAGGCCCUGCUGCUGAGCCCACCAGACAGCAUGGCACCGCACCCCCUCGUUGUGUGUCCCCAUGGUGGCCCCCAUGCCGUCUUCGAUGCCCGAUGGCGCCCAGGCAUGGCCGCGCUGUGCUGGCUGGGCUUUGCUGUGCUCCUGGUGAACUACCGUGGCUCCCUGGGCUUCGGCCAGGCCAGCAUCAGCUCCCUGCUGUCCCGAGUGGGUGAACAGGAUGUGGCAGACACCCAGCUGGCAGUGGAGCAGGCACUGCACAGUGAGCCCCUGGACCCACACCGCCUGGCCCUGCUGGCUGGUUCCCAUGGAGCCUUCAUCGCCCUCCACCUCCUCACCCAUGAGCCCAAGCGCUACCGAGCCUGUGCCCUGCGCAGCCCCGUUUCCAACCUGCCUGCACUGCUUGGGACUUCCGACAUCCCUGACUGGCGCUACACCUCCCUGGGGCUGCCCUACUCCUUUGAGCGGGUGCCACACGCUGAGGAGGUGGCCACCAUGCUGCUGCGCUCGCCCAUUGCCCAGGCAGCGCGGGUGCAGACGCCGGUGCUGCUGUGUGUGGGUGCCCGGGACCGGCGAGUCAGCCCCACGCAGGCAGUGGAGCUCUACCGGGUGCUGCGGGCCAGGGGGGUGCCCGUGCGGCUGCUGUGGUACCCACAGGGGGGCCAUGCACUAGCCGGCGUGGAGAUGGAGGCUGAUGUCUUCAAGAACUGUGCCCAGUGGCUCCUUCAGCACGUGGGGCUGCCUUGAUGGGACAGGACAGAACAGCACAGACCCCAGCACCCAC